This is a messenger RNA of Lagenorhynchus albirostris (white-beaked dolphin), 2841 nucleotides long. Its product is annotated as myotubularin-related protein 9-like. The coding region runs from base 148 to 1815 and encodes 555 amino acids. Gene Ontology annotation, biological process: negative regulation of autophagy. NCBI's taxonomy places the organism in Eukaryota, Metazoa, Chordata, Mammalia, Artiodactyla, Delphinidae. The transcript is spliced from 12 exons. The record is from RefSeq and is a predicted model, not a curated record.
CUUCCUCCAAGGGGCCUCCUUAACAGCUGUCCUGCCGGCGUCGCCAGCUGCCCAGCCAGUUCCUGUCCCUUUCGGAGCCCGCGCUCACCCCGCCUGACGCUCCUAGAGUCUGUCCUUCUGCCGGGUCCCAGGCCCACCGCUGGAGGAAUGGAGUUCUCGGAGCUGAUCCGUACGGGCCAGGCCCAAGCCGAGCUCCUGCGGGGCCCGGAGAUGCCCCCGCUGCGCGGCACGCUUUGCGUCACCGGCCACCACCUGCUGCUGUCGCCAGGACCCCAGGCGACUCCAGACCUGUGGCUGCUGCUGUUGCGUAGUGUCGACUCCAUCGAGAAGCGAGGUCAGGGGACAUUAAGCCUAAGUUUAUCCAUCCCCAGGGUCGCGGGUGACGCCGGCACCAUCACGCUGCGCUGUAAGGACCUGCGAGUGCUGCAGCUGGACAUAGAGGGCGUGGAAGCGACGCUGGACAUCGCCCGCUCCAUUGAGGCGCUGUCCUCCCUGGAAUCGGUCAUCACCUCCUUUCCGUUCUUCUACCGUCCUAAGGGCUUGAGAUUGGGCGAAGCCUGGCACUUCCACCCACCAGAACGCUACUACAAGCGAAUAGCUCGCGAGACCAGAGCGUGGCGGCUGAGCGAGGCGAACGAGGACUUCAGCUUGUGCCCCAGUUACCCCCGCGCGGUAAUCGUGCCUCGCGCCGUGGACGACGAUGCCCUGGCGCGCAGCGCCCGCUUCCGCCAGGGAGGCCGCUUCCCUGUGCUCAGCUACUACCACGCUCCCCGCGGAACCGUGCUCCUACGUUCCAGCCAGCCCCUGACCGGGCCCCAGAAGCUGCGUUGCGCUGAGGACGAGGAGCUGCUGCGAGCUGUGCUGGCGGAGGCUCGCCCGGGGGCCCGGGGCUUCAUCGUGGACACGCGCUCGGCCCAGGCCGCCAAACAGGCCCGCAUGACUGGCGGCGGCACCGAGGCCAAGGCCGCCUACCCGGGCUGGAAACGGCUGCACCGGCCCCUGGAGAGGGGGCGGCCCUUACAGGAGAGCUUCGUGCGCCUGAUGGAAGCCUGUGGGGACCCGGAGCAGAGCAUGGACCGCUGGCUUAGUCGACUAGAUGGCUGCCGCUGGCUGUCACAUGUGAAGGAGGCACUAAGCACAGCCUGCCUAGCAGCCCAGGGCAUGGAGUGGGAAGGGGCCUGCAUCCUGGUGCAUGGGGCCGAAGGCACGGACAGCACCCUGCUAGUGACUUCACUGGCCCAACUCAUCCUAGACCCCUUGAGCCGAACCAUGGCUGGAUUCCAGGAACUGAUAGAGCGAGAGUGGAUCCAGGCCGGCCACCCCUUCCAGCUGCGCUGUGCUCACUCGGCCUUCUCCCACACCCGCCCCAAGCACGAGGCACCCAUCUUUCUCCUCUUCCUGGAUUGCGUGUGGCAGCUGGGCCGCCAGUUCCCGCUGUCGCUGGAGUUUGGGGAGGGGAUGCUGUUGGCGCUGUUUGAUCACUCCUAUGCCUCCCCUUUCGGCACCUUCCUCUGCAACAGUGAAAAGGAGAGAUGCCUGUGUGAAGUGAGAACUCGAACACACUCCUUGUGGUCUGGGCUCAAUCAGCCAAAAGAGCAACGAAAACUCCGGAACCCGCUCUACGUCCCCAAUCCCUUGGCCAUCUGGCCCUCUGUGGAGCCCCAGAGCCUGCGACUGUGGCAAGGCCUGUUUCUGCGCUGGACCCAUCCACCUGAGCCUUCAGAGGUAGCAUGGGAGAAGGUGUGGCAAAUAGCAACAGAUCAGAAGACAGAAGGCUCUCAGCCAACAGAUUCAGCCUCUGAGCCCCAACCCUAAGUAUUGGUCCUUGGAUGGUGGUUGAGAUGUUCCUGAAACUUCUCCAGGCCCCUCAGCACCUUUGGACCUUGAAUGACGGUGCCUGCAACCCAGCCUAGCCCAUAAUACUGAAGUUCCAGGUUUGAAGUGUCCAAAGUGUAGGGAGAAGGUCCAAAUAAUAAAGUACGCGGGCCUCUCACUGUCGUUGGCCUCUCCCGCUGCGGAGCACAGGCUCCGGAUGCGCAGUCUCAGCAGCGCUCCGCGCGGCAUGUAGAAUCUUCCCGGACCGGGGCACGAACCCGUGUCCCCUGCAUCGGCAGGCGGACUCUCAACCACUGCGCCACCAGGGAAGCCCAAGUCAUUUAUUUAAUCUGCACAGUUUUAUGAGAAAACAAGAUUAUUAAAAGCCCUGAGGGCAGACUUCCCUGGUGGCCCAGUGGUUAAGAAACUGCCUGCCAAUGCAGGGGACACGGUUCACGCCCUAGUCCAGGAAGAUCCCACAUGCCUUGGAGCAACGAAGCUUGUGCACCACAACUACUGAGCCUGCGCUCUAGAGCCCGUGAGCCACAACUAAUGAGCCCACGUGCCACAACUACUGAAGCCCAAGCGCCUAGAGCCCGUGCUCCACAACAAAGAGGAGCCACUGCAAUGAGAAGCCCGCGCACCACAACAAAGAGUAGCCCCCGCUCUCCACAGGUAGAGAAAGCCCAUGCGCAGCAACGAAGACCCGACGCAGCCAAAAAUAAAUAAAUAAAAUUAAUUAAUUAAAAAAAAAAGCCCCCAGGGGUAAUUCCCUGGCGAUCCAGUGGUUAGGACUCGGCCUCUCACUGGCAUUGUCACUGCCGAUCCCUGGUCCGGGAACUAACAUCCCACAAGCUGCAUGGCAUGGCCAAAAAAAAAAAAAAAAAAAGCCCUCCGGGUCAAGGGCCACUGUAAGGAUACUGGGACUGGGUCUUAACUGACUUUGAAUGACAGGCACCUGGCCUGUGCUCUGUAAACAUUUGUUACAUGAUUAAAAGGCCUCAAGCAUUAGGCCUCAAACAGAGA